AUGUCUUCACAAACCCACCCAAUCACUCUUGAUAGAGGCAAACGAUUCGACGAGAAGAAUUUGGAGAGACUCAAGGAUUGCGACUCCAGGCAGGGGCAAUUCAGGGACAAAAUCGUCCAUGGACGCAAAUUUGUCACAGAGAAGGACGCCUUGGAUGUCCAAAGCCGCGAAGACUUUCAAAGCUUCUGGAAGACCACCCAAGGGGCCAGAGCCCAAUACGAUGCAAAUCGCGAGAUCGGGAUAGGAAGGGUAGCCAAGGGCAUGACCAACUUGGCGGCAUUGGCAAACGACAUCUUGCAAAACAUCAGCCCCAUCCUGGAUCUUGUCAAGGACUUUGGGGCGCCGUAUGGCGGCAUGGCGAUCGGGACAAUUUGUUUCGUGUUUGUGAUAGCUACUACAUUUUUGCAUAUCAAGGAUCGACUUCCAGGGAUCAAAGUAUAUCAACGUAUAUAUGCCGAUGACCACGAGCUCGACAGAGAGCUACAGAGUAAGAUUGUAGAAGCCUACAGCAGCUUUAUCAGUUUCUGCAUGGAAGCUUUCGAGUUCUAUACUCGGGGCGGUCUCCGUCGAUGGUUUCAAUCAUUGCAAAGCAACACAAACCUUGACGAGCGGAGCGCUUUGGUGCAAAAAUCAAUCGUCGAUGUUAGACUUCUGUGCGAAGACCUCCUCAACAAGAACGUAGACACCGUGAAGAACGAACUUAGGGACGUCAAGGCAAUAAACAUAGACCUCCAAGAAAACACUGACAAGAUCAAUCUUGAGAAGAUCAGCAAGCUCCUUGAAGUUCUUCCGUUCCCGGACGACAACCGACACGUCAAUCUCAGCAGACAUCAAGGCAAUGUUGCUGCUGAAUUUAGUUGGAAGAAUGACUACUCGGGCGCGACUGUCGAGGAAAGAAUGCAGGCAGUUGAGAACGACUCGGUUUACCAGGACUGGCUCGUUUGUUCCCAGUCACGCGUCUUCGUCAUUUCCGGUGCGAAUGAUAACCGCAACGCUCGCCACUGCUGGGUAUCUCCAGUGGCACUCAACAUGGUUGCCAGAUUCAGGAGCGACAAGAGCCUCGCAGACUCGAACAUCUACGUGUUUUAUCUGCUUGGACUGCGUGAUGAAGAUGACACCUGGGACCACGUUGCUUGCUUCUUGACUUACCAACUGCUAGAGUUGAAUAAGAGGGCCUUGCGGAACGAGGAGCAAUGCCGUCAGCUCUGGGCCGAUUUGCAAUCCUACGCCAACCUGAGAGCCGACUCUGCAAAAACGAAACCAACGGAUGUGACUGAAAAGCUGGAGCGCAUAGCUCUCAGGACUCUGAGUAUGUUUGAUGCCGGAAAGACAGUCUGGAUCAUUCUUGAUCGCGUAGAUAGGUGCCAUGUAAUGCCGGGACAGAGCAGCAAGACGAGCCGUAAGGGUGGCCGGUCUUUACUACGAAUGAUGGUUCACUUGGCGGAGAAAUCCCCAGUGACUGUCAAAGUUCUUGCUGUGGUCAACAGGGCUGACUGGCAUAUUGAGGACCAGGCCGACGAGAUGGAUGGGGAGAUGGUGGGAAGUCUGGUGGUACGGACUUAUCGACAAAAUGGCGAGCGUCUCUUUGGAGAUUUGUAG
Messenger RNA from Colletotrichum gloeosporioides, 1599 nucleotides. RefSeq lists its product as uncharacterized. The record is from RefSeq and is a predicted model, not a curated record. The transcript is spliced from 5 exons. The coding region runs from base 1 to 1599 and encodes 532 amino acids. NCBI's taxonomy places the organism in Eukaryota, Fungi, Ascomycota, Sordariomycetes, Glomerellales, Glomerellaceae.